This is a messenger RNA of Cyclospora cayetanensis, 852 nucleotides long. Its product is annotated as ER membrane protein complex subunit 3-like. Gene Ontology annotation, biological process: protein folding in endoplasmic reticulum. The transcript has 7 exons. Gene Ontology annotation, cellular component: EMC complex; membrane. The record is from RefSeq and is a predicted model, not a curated record. NCBI's taxonomy places the organism in Eukaryota, Apicomplexa, Conoidasida, Eucoccidiorida, Eimeriidae. The coding region runs from base 1 to 852 and encodes 283 amino acids.
AUGGAGCUCCUUGUGCUGGAUUCCAUGAUUGGCACUUGGGUGCUGCUGCCCAUCGUCCUCCUGGUACUGCUCUGCUCUCUGCUGAGACAGAAACUGAUGGACACCUCGCCAAAGACUGAUACGCAGCCAGACAUGCAGCAGCAAUUCGUUUCGUCGGUAAUUCUGCGCUCGCAGCUGCUGCGCGGGCCGGGUUUGUGGCUUUUCGCUCCUAGAAGCUUCUUUUGUCGUCAGCAGCUGCUUCUUGGAUCUCGGGGAGGGCAACACCACCAGCAGCAAGGCCUCCUGUGGCUCGCUCCAGAAGCUUCCGCCGUGCGGAGUCUCGAGAAUUUUGCGAAACAAGACCCCUCAGUCGCCUUCUCGGCGAUGAAGUCACAGCUGGCGUUCAUCAUAUUACAGGGUGGAAUGGCGUAUUUGAUUAACACAUUUUUCUCUGGCUUUGUUGUUGCCAAAACGCCGAUCAGUUUGCCAUACCGAUUCAAGGCGAUGCUACAGAGGGGGGUCGAUGUACCCUUGUUGCAAGUAAACUAUGUUUCGUCUCUCUCCUGGUACUUCUUGGUCAUGUUGAGCAUUGGCGGUCUAUUCUUUCUGCUAAAUUCUAUUUUUACCUCGUCUUCUUCGUUUUCUGCCGGGGGAUCUGAAGGAGACGCGUUUCAGGAUAAUGCGAACGCUGCUCUCACUGCCGCUCUAGGGAUGCCUCCAGGAGGACCAGCCGCUCUAAUGCCGGGCAUGGGAGGUCCAGAACCUAAGAAGCUCUUUAAACAGGAGCGCGAUUCCCUUCAAGUAGCUCAACCGACAGACGCGAUCUUCCAGAUGCCUAAACGCCUCUUGCAAGAAUGGAAUUUAAGUUGCUAA